UUAAUUGAGAAAUGUCAAAUGUCAAAUGUGAACCUCACCCAAAUAGCGACGUAGAAAAACGACGAAAACAAACAAAGUUUUCCUUAAUACGGGCGUCGUUUCGCCUAAAUUUUAAUGAAAUGGACCGUAAACGAACGAAAUGAACGCAACAAGAAUCGUUGAGUUAAACAUCCUUUGACAAUAUCCGCCUAAAUCGGAAAAACAUGGCUGGUGCCUCCGCUGAAAGUGAAGUUUCCUCGAUUUGUUCCGUAGAUAGGUACGGUUUUUUGAAAGAUGAGUCGAAAAUCUUGAACGGGACGAAAGAAACGCCGACCCCCGAAACGGUGAUUAGGAGAGAACACAAAUGGCUUAGCAUGUUAUCCAAAUGGGAGUAUUACACGAUUAAGGAUUAUAAAAAGUUGAGGAAUCGUUGUUAUAAAGGUAUUCCAAUGUCGAUACGACCAAGGGCUUGGUUGUAUUUGUGUGGGGGAAAAAUUUUGUUGGAUAAACACCCGGAUAAGUACGAAGAGUUGAUUCGAGAAAGUGGAGAUGUGAAAUGUUUGGAUGAAAUCAAAAAGGAUUUGCACCGACAAUUCCCUUAUCACGAGAUGUUUAUUUCUGAGGAAAAGCCGGGCCAACAAGAAUUAUUUAAUGUUUUAAAAGCGUACACUGUUUAUAAUCCUUCGGCUGGUUAUUGUCAAGCUCAAGCUCCCGUGGCAGCUUUUUUAUUGAUGCAUAUGCCUUCAAUUCAAGCAUUUUGGUGUUUGGUGAGAAUCUCCGAUAAAUACCUCCAAGAUUAUUACUCCCCAUCCAUGGAAAUCGUACAAAGAGAUGGCCUAAUUUUACAAGCAUUAUUAAAAAAACUCUCCAUGCCGAGUUAUAAACAUUUAAAAAAAGUUAAUGCCGAACCAAUGUUGUAUUGCACCGAGUGGUUUUUAUGCGCUUUUACACGUACCUUACCCUGGGAUACUUUAUUGAGGAUUUGGGACGUUUUUCUUUGCGAGGGGGUUAAAGUCCUGUUUAAAACGGCGUUGGUUAUUUUAAUUGGGUGUUUGGGGAAGCACGAGCAAAGAAAGAAGUGCCCGGGGUUGUACGAGACGUUGCAGUUGUUGCGGAACCCCCCCGAGCACGUUUUAACAGAAGAGUACCUUAUUUUUCAUAUAAAUAAGCUGAAUUUAACAGAGAGGGAUUUUGAAGUGGAGCAUGUUCGGCAAACUAUGAAAAUGAAGAAUCAAAAACACGAUUCCAGUAAAUAAUUAUUAAAUUUGGUGCUCAUAAUUAAUAUAUUCCAUUAAUUAAAUCAAAUUAAAAGUGCAAAUUUAAAACAUAACCUUAUUAUUUGAAUUUUUUUUGAAUUUUUUGGUUAGAAUGAGGUUAUCUUUUUUUUGAUUUUUAUAGUAUUAAUCGUUAAGUCAUAAUUUAAUGAAAAAAAAAAUAUAUAACGUAGAUUAUAGUAAAUGAAAGAGUAUUUAUUUUUAUAUAAUCGUUUCUAGUUAAAAAGGAGUUGUGCAUUUUUGUCUCGAAUUGAGAUUUAUUUCGAUGAAAAAUGAUAAGUUUAGGUGCUUCCUUAAGGCAGAGUAAUAAUUGUUUUGGAAAUAAACUUGUUGUGAUCACU
Molecule: messenger RNA, 1594 nt
Organism: Onthophagus taurus
Lineage: Eukaryota; Metazoa; Arthropoda; Insecta; Coleoptera; Scarabaeidae
Gene: wkd
Product: TBC1 domain family member whacked
Biological process (GO): regulation of GTPase activity
Molecular function (GO): GTPase activator activity; small GTPase binding
Source: RefSeq, a predicted model, not a curated record